Messenger RNA from Juglans regia (Persian walnut), 1114 nucleotides. RefSeq names its product dehydration-responsive element-binding protein 3-like. Lineage: Eukaryota; Viridiplantae; Streptophyta; Magnoliopsida; Fagales; Juglandaceae. Gene Ontology annotation, molecular function: DNA binding; DNA-binding transcription factor activity. Gene Ontology annotation, biological process: regulation of DNA-templated transcription. The record is from RefSeq and is a predicted model, not a curated record. The coding region runs from base 270 to 968 and encodes 232 amino acids. The transcript has a single exon.
GCUAAAUUCUCUGUUUUUCAUCGAGAGAGAACAAAAACAUCAGAGUUCGCUUUUGUAGGAGCAUAUUAUCAACUGUUCAUCCCUCUUUUUUUUCUUGCAGCGACCCCCUAACCAUCACUCUCCUUCUCUCUAUCCCUCUCUCUUUCGCUCUCGAGCUUUUUGCAGGGUGACAUCAGUGUGUGUAUAUAUAUAUACACACACAUCUAGCCCCGUCAGUAUUGUGUAUCGUAUGGUUCUCAAAAGAAUCGUCAAACCAGGUCUUUCCUACAAUGGCGGAAACGAACAACUCAGAAUCUGCAAGCAACAGCGUCUCACUCAAAGCUUCGCCGUCCACCCCCUCUUCUUCCAACUCUUCCAAAAUACCUAAUCCCCAAUCCCCAGAGCAGGGAGCACCAAAAAGACCCAGAUACUGUAGCAAACACCCGGUCUACCGGGGCGUCCGAAUGCGGAGCUGGGGCAAGUGGGUGUCCGAAAUCCGCGAGCCCCGCAAGAAAUCCCGUAUUUGGCUCGGCACGUUUGCCACCCCUGAAAUGGCCGCACGAGCGCACGACGUAGCUGCCCUGAGCAUCAAAGGUAACUCGGCUGUGUUGAACUUUCCCCAUCUUUCUCAUGACCUGCCUCGACCGCUAUCAUCGAGACCGGAAGACAUUCAGGCCGCCGCAACUAAAGCCGCAGCCAUGGUCCAGUUUGAUUCAGAGUGCUCCUCGUCAUUGUCAUCGUCAUCGUCGUCGUCAGAGAGUUCAGAAUCCGAGGAGCUGAGUGAGAUUGUGGAGUUGCCGAAUAUAGAAGGGAGUUUUGACUCUACCGAGUCACGUACAGACUUCAUACUGGUUGACUCGGUUGAUGGGUGGGUGUAUGAUCCGGCGUUGGGGCUAGAGGGAGCUGAACUUUGUUGGGAUUUCUGUGAUCAGAUUCUGGCGUUGGAGAGUUUGGUUCCGGACAACUUCGAAGGUCUGGUGUGCGAUUAAUGGCUAAUUAAGUUGGUGUGGUGUGGUGUGCCUUUCAUUUUGUUUUUCUUUUUUACAAAUUAUUAGCUACUUUUCUUAACUCGAUCAUCACGUCGAUUGUAAUAUAUAAUAAAUCCACACAUUUAAAAGAAUUAUUUAUCUUCUUC